Molecule: messenger RNA, 9524 nt
Organism: Balaenoptera ricei (Rice's whale)
Lineage: Eukaryota; Metazoa; Chordata; Mammalia; Artiodactyla; Balaenopteridae
Gene: ERCC8
Product: ERCC excision repair 8, CSA ubiquitin ligase complex subunit
Exons: 12
Coding region: 37-1227 (396 amino acids)
Biological process (GO): transcription-coupled nucleotide-excision repair; protein polyubiquitination; proteasome-mediated ubiquitin-dependent protein catabolic process
Cellular component (GO): nucleotide-excision repair complex; Cul4A-RING E3 ubiquitin ligase complex
Molecular function (GO): protein binding
Source: RefSeq, a predicted model, not a curated record
CGCCGUCCAGUUCACAAGCAGGUGUGAAGGGACGGGAUGCUAGGGUUUUUGUCGGCACGACAAGCGGGUUUGGACGACCCUCUUCACCUUCGGAGAGCGGAGUCCACACGGAGGGUUUUGGGACUGGAGUUAAACAAAGACAGAGAUGUUGAAAGGAUCCAUGGCAGUGGAGUUAACACCCUUGACAUUGACCCUGUUGAAGGGAGAUACAUGUUAUCAGGUGGUUCAGAUGGUGUGAUUGUGCUUUAUGAUCUUGAGAACUCCAGCAGACAACCUUAUUACACAUGUAAAGCAGUGUGUUCCAUUGGCAGAAGCCAUCCUGAUGUUCACAAGUACAGUGUGGAGACUGUACAGUGGUAUCCUCAUGACACUGGCAUGUUCACAUCAAGCUCAUUUGAUAAAACUCUGAAAGUAUGGGAUACAAAUACUUUACAAACUGCAGAUGUAUUUAAUUUUGAAGAAACAGUUUAUAGUCAUCAUAUGUCUCCAGUUGCCACCAAGCACUGUUUGGUAGCAGUUGGUACUAGAGGGCCCAAAGUACAACUUUGUGACUUAAAGUCUGGAUCCUGUUCCCACAUUCUACAGGGUCACAGACAAGAAAUAUUGGCAGUUUCCUGGUCACCACGUUAUGAGUAUAUCUUGGCAACUGCAAGUGCUGACAGUAAAGCAAAAUUAUGGGAUGUGAGGAGAGCAUCAGGAUGUUUGAUUACUCUUGAUCAGCAUAAUGGGAAAAAGUCACAAGCAGUUGAAUCAGCAAACACUGCUCAUAAUGGGAAAGUUAAUGGCUUAUGUUUUACAAGUGAUGGGCUUCACCUCCUCACUGUUGGUACAGAUAAUCGAAUGAGGCUCUGGAAUAGUUCCAAUGGAGAAAACACACUAGUGAACUAUGGAAAAGUAUGUAAUGACAGUAGAAAAGGAUUGAAAUUCACUGUCUCCUGUGGCUGCAGUUCAGAAUUUGUUUUUGUACCAUAUGGUAGCACCAUUGCUGUUUAUACAAUUUACUCAGGAGAACAGAUAACUAUGCUUAAGGGACAUUAUAAAAGUGUUGACUGCUGUGUAUUUCAGUCUAAUUUCCAGGAACUUUAUAGUGGUAGCAGAGACUGCAAUAUUCUUGCUUGGAUACCAUCCUUAUAUGAAUCAGUUCCUGAUGAUGAGGAGACUUCAACCAGAUCACAGUUAAAUCCAGCAUUUGAAGAUGCCUGGAGCAGCAGUGAUGAGGAAGGAUGACUAUCAUUCUUAGUACCUUUUUGUCUCUAUUGAUGAAACUUUUAAAACAGGACUGUUUUAUUGUUUUAAUUGUCCAGUGACAGCUACAUUAGCCCUGAAUUUGGGUGGUUUUUUUCCUUUUGUUUUAAAAUGAAGUUAAUAGUUGCAUGAAAUCCUGCAGCAGAGUUCCAUAUAGUUUAUUUAAUCAGAACAUGUCUCCUUGAUCCCAGUUGCUGUUGUCUGCCGCAGCCCGUAUAGCUAUAGUAGAAGGAGACAGGUCAUGGUAGCCCCUUUGUGGGAACUUGAGCAGAUUGUGUGAACAAUAAGAUGCAGUCUUGGAGGAUGAGCACGUAGAGGUUGUCAGCACUGACUUUCUCCUGCUGGUUGUACCAUCACCUUGCUCAUUUUCACUUUCAAGAAUGAUUUUACUAAGGAUUAUAUCAAAAAGUUUAGUUGAAAAGUUAGCAUCAGAAUUUGUUUAUUCUUAUUUAUGUAUUCCGUUUUUGCAAUGAUUUCAUUUACUUAACUGUUGUCUAGCUUUAUGUUAAGUUUUCUUGAACUCAUUGCCUUCCACAAUCUAAAAAGUGCAUCGCAGGAGGUAUUUAACUUAGGGAAAAUACCAUAUUUCCUUUAUUUUAAUGCAUCAGAUGGCAGCUUGAACUACUCUUCUAUGAAUCUCUUUAAGAUGUGACCAAGUCCUACUUCAUUCAUCAAAGCAGAAAAUAUCCUGGCAGGGAAUCUGGCUUAAACAUGAAAUGUCAUAAAAUUUCUAUUUUAUUUUCUACUCUUCUUGUGUCAUAACCCACAAGUGAUUAUCAUGAACCUAAUCUUAUAUUCCCUUUCUUUCUGAGUCUAUCAAUAGGAGACUAGUUAAAGAGGUUUUUGUGAGCUUGAAUACCAAGUAUACAGUUGUUGAGUUUUUAAGUGUGUGUUAGGCCUCAUAUCAGACCUUUCUGGCCAAACAUUUUCCAUACGUUUACUUUAUAGUUGAUCUUCUUAAGCCCUGACCAUUUUACUCUCACUUUUUCUCACUUGGUGAGGAUUCUUACAAUCUUUGAGAAUGCUAUUGAAAUUGGAAUUUUUUUUUAAUUUUAAGAAAAAAAGAGUCUUUCUCCAAACUGCAAAUACAUAUAGGUAACUGGUACAUUUCGAAAAGGUCCAUCUGCUGGGGAUGUAGAAUGACUACCCUCCUAGUGCCAUGGGAUAAGUCGAAUCCACUGACCGGGCAGCGCUGACAACCAAUGAGGCCAUAUCAGUACCUAGUGUCUGCGACGUUACAUGUUCCUGUAGGCAUCCAUGAACCAUUUUCCUUUUCCCCUCUGAGCUUUUCUGAGUCAAAUCUCAGCCUGUUCCUCAAAGUAGCCAGAGAUGGCUCCACCUGAGCACUCGCUUAUGUGCUGUGGGCCAUUUGUGGGUUUGGUGUGAGGGCCUUCUCAGGAGAUCAUGGCUCCCCACGAGCAUUGUUCAGGUCACAAGCUUCUCUGCUAUGUCUGCCUACUGCUGUCGCAAGCAAUCCGUUCCCCACCCUAGUAGGGUAUAAGAGGCCCCAUCCCUGGAGACCGUGGCUCAGUGUUUAAUGAAGAAGGAGAGGAGGGGAAAGGAGCACCUGGUUCCAGCAUGCCCCCCGCCAAGACCUGAAGAGUUGAUCCAAUUAAUUUUAGAAAUACAAAGCCUUGGUCCAUGCAUAUGGGCCCUCAUAAGAGCUGCUACUUAUCAACAUGCAAAGAGUCUCAUGCUCAAAACAAAAAAUGUAAAAGAUGAAGUUGAUGCCACCGUUGCUUUCCUAGAUGUAGACCCUAGCCCCUCUAAGGUUGAUUAGGACACCCUAGAGAAGGGGGGUGCUGCUUACAGAGAGGCCACUAGCGACCAAUAGGAGCUUAUCAGGUAAACACCCAACAGAAAAAAAAAGGAAAAGUUUUAGUCAUCUAGAGGUACAAGCCAUUCUGUAAGUUUAAAAAAAAAAGUGGCAGUGUGAGGAAGGGACUGAUGAUUCCAUGGACAGGGGCAAUCCCGGGGGUAAGUUGCCCAGAAGCAGCUGGCCCCUUCACCCUCCCUUUUUUCCUCUUAUCAGCCAGAAAAAGAAAGUAAAGACUGCACCUUCAGGGUGCAAAAGCCUGAAACAGGAAGAGAACAGAAAAACUGACUGCCACUUUAGGUGGAUACAAGCUCAAGGGGAGAAAAAACAGGAACUUUAAAUCUUAGGUACUAAGCAAACACCAGUCUAGCAAACAUAAUGCUAAUUGUAGAUUACUUAAGAUUUAAAAGCAAAAACAGAAAAUAAAAGGUAAUUGAAUAAUAUAUACAUAAAUAUAAUAUUAAAACAAAGUUUUAUAAUUUGAUCCAAUUGAAAAUCCAAAAUUUAUAUACUAAAUGAAUAUACUAAAGAAUUUAUAUAACAAUAAGAUUAAAAUGGCACCUUAUGAUAGAUUACUACAACGUUAAUGAUGUGGUCCCAUCCAUUGGGGCCCCCAUACUCAAUAUCCAAUGUUAUUUCUUUUAAAUUUUAUUGAAGUAUAAUUGAUUUACAAUGUUGUGUUAAUUUCUGCUGUACAGCAAAGUGACUCAGUUAUACAUAUAUAUAUUCUUUUUCAUAUUCUUUUUCAUUGUGGUUUUAUCACAGUAUAUUGAAUAUAGUUCCCUGUGCUAUACAGUAGGACCUAUAUUUUAUCCAUCCUAUAUAUAAUAGUUUGCAUCUGCUAAUCCCAAAUUCCCAAUACUUCCCUCCCCCACACCCCUCCCCCUGGGCAACCACAAGUCUGUUCUCUAUGUCUGUGAGUCUGUUUCUAUUUUGUAGAUAUGUUCAUUUGUGUUGUAUUUUAGAUUCCACAUAUGAGUGAUAUCAUAUGGUAUUUGCCUAUCUCUUUCUGACUUACUUGGCUUAGUAUGAUAAUCUCUAGGUCCAUCCAUGUUGCUGCAAAUGGCAUUAUUUCAUUCUUUUUAACUGUGUGUAUAUAUAUAUGUGUCUGUGUGUAUACAUAUAUAUAUAUAUAUUUAUUUAUCCCACAUCUUCUUUAUCCAUUCAUCUGUAGAUGGACAUUUAGGUAAAUAGUGCUGCUAUGAACAUAGGGGUGCAUGUAUCUUUUCGAAUUAUAGUUUUGUCUGGGUAUAUGCUCAGGAGUGGAAUUGCUGGAUGAUAUGGCAACAAUUUUUUUAGUUUUUUGAGGAACCACCAUACUGUUUUCCAUAGUGACUGCACCAGUUUACAUUCCCACCAACAGUGUAAGACCCUUUUCUCCACGCCCUCUCCAGCAUUUAUUAUUUGUAGACUUUUUAAUGAUGGUCAUUCUGACCAGUGUGAGGUGGUACCUCAUUGUAGUUUUGUAUAUCCGAUAUUAUUGAAAUUACUGAUUCUAUUCAGUCAACAACCGGUAAAUAUUUUGCCCCUGUACAUUUGGCUAACAUGUUCUGUUCAGUGCCUGUUUCACCAGCCUCUAGCUGCUGUUCGCCUUCACUUCAAAGAGGCACAAUACACCUUUUCCAGACUGUCCAUUGGGUACCUCAGCAGCUUUGCCAUCACAAUCUAGGCAGACAAGAUCUCAACUGCAUCCACCUUUUUCCGGGAGCACAGGUGUGAUGUUGCAUUGGUGACAUCCUCCUCCAAGGAGACUCAUUUGAUAUACAUUUAAGGUAUACAGGUCCAACAUGUUUUAGUACUUUGGGGGUUCUGAAGGCAACAUAUUCUUUAUUUACAAAUUUUACUUCCAAAUUAAAAUCAGUAGGUACUCCCUUUAGUGCCCUGAAGGACUCUUUCACCAAGGAAAUUUUGGCAACCUCUUGUCAUACCUCCUGGAAUCUCUAGACCACUUAGGAUGGCCGUAAGUUGUCCAAGGCCUUAUGAUGCAAGAAACUGCCCUCUCAGCCUCAUACUAUGCUCCAUUAAAACAACAAAUAAAAUACAUGCUGAGCUCUCUGGAAAAUAGAGGCUCUCACAGACUCGGAGCCUGUGACCUUUCAUACCCAACCGCUUGUUAAGUGUUGGGUCAUAGAAACAAUACACCAGAAACUUGGCACAGCUACCAAGGCCUCUUUAGACAGGAUGGAGCUGAGCCUGAGCUCUCUGGCAUAUUCCACUUGCAGGAGGAGGUGGCUUCCCCUGUCCUCAGUCCCUUGUUAAAUGCCAUGGUGCUGGAGGAUGUCACCCCUCCCCCAGAUCACUUGGCUGCCCAGAAUCCACUUGGGAUUAACUGAAUGAACAGCAGUGGGAGCACAUAGACUAUGCAAAUGGCACUGCUAACCAUCAUACAUGAUGGAGCUCAAUGAAAUGUUGCUGUUUUCCGUCUCUUAGCCAGGAUGUCCCUAAUAAAGGAUGGGACCCAAGAAACAACACACUCAACCAAACUGCUGGAUGCCCUGGCCAACAAGUAGCCUCAUUUCACAUUUAUUAUAAACUGCUGGGUCAUUGCCUAAAAUUGUCCCUUUAAGGGAGAAAAAAGCCAACAAAACUGGGACUCUCUUGCCUCACAGAUGUUCAAAAUAUAAGUCAAAAUCACACAUCUCCAUAUAUAUUUAGGCCACAAUACAAGGCCUUGCCAUUGCACGCCAUACUACUUUCAGAGUUACAGACAUUAUUGAUAAUAACUAAGAUACACAUUUUUCUUCUAAAAAUACACAAUGCUAAUCUCUUGGAAAAGGUAUUCAAUAGAACUUUCACAUCCCUUGUAGGUAUCCGAUAGCCAGUUUAAUUAAGAGACAUAAUGGUCUCACACAGCUCUUUUUCAAAUUCCACUCAGGUAAAUGGACCCCUAAAUGGGUCUCUGUCUUGCUCUAGGCCUUAAUCUCUCUUAAUUCAAGGCCCCUUGGCCAGUUUACACCUCACACCAACUUUUAAAAUUUUUCUAUCCCCCUUAUAUUUAAAGGGGAUGUGCAUUGCCUCCAUGUAUAUAAAGACUCAUUGUAAAUGAGACCCUUUUUAUAAUGUCUUCCCGUACCUUUGUAAAUGUUUUAUCAUUCCCUCAUCCCAGAAGGGCUGGAGGCCAGAUCAAGGGGCGCAUUAACCAAAUUGUCCAUAUACCAGACAGCUGUUUACCUGAUAGAGGACCCAUUUGAGCUGAAACUUCCACCAAAAACAAAAGCCCUCUCAGUGCAGCUGCUCACCUUCCUGUUGACUGUUGGUCUUAUUGCUAUUGGUCUGUAUACUUUCAUUAAUUUACAAUCUGAAGACCCAAUCAUGGUAAAUGUGAGACCCCACAUCACCUCGAGUGGAUACCCUCUUGGAAAGGAUACCCCAGCCCCAUAUCCCAGAGGGCAUCUCCUAGUCCAAGUGCUCAUCAUUGGAGAUGACUUCACUCUGACACUAAAACCUCGCUUCCAGCAACACAUAUGGGUUGCCUCUCCUAAGGCACAAAUUGGACACAGGACAUUUUUGCUUUUCUUCCUUCGAUACUAAGGAUCCCAUUAUAUUUCUGAGCUACUGUCUGCCUAGCCCAUGAUCCUACUCCUUGUUCUUUGCCAAAAGGCGCACCCCGCACACCUGUGCCUAAAGAGAAAUCUAGUAGAGGUUACUGCUAUCUGUGUUCUAAAUUAAUGGAGAUUAUUGCUUUCCCUGGAGGCAUUUGCCUCAUGUUAGUCAAAUCCUUCAGCACUUUGGGGAGAGGACCACCUAGUUCCCAAGGCGUUUUCCUACUCUCACCUUGUGCCUCCCACCAUGAUCGCCACAACCACUCUUUCUCCUUGGUUAUACACAAUCCCACUAAUCUUACAUAUACUUUACUAAUGUAUCAUUUCAUACUGUCCAACAGAACAACUGCUGGACCUGCUACCUUGAUAUAUCAUACCUUUAGCACACUUUCCAACUCCACUUAGAUAUUGUUGGAGACCCCAAGAAUUUCCUAUCUAUUUCUUGGUUAAUGCCAUAUAAAUAGAAAAUCUAGUUAUAGGCUGGCCUGCAAGGACUCCUUACACCUCUACUUGUGUUCUUCCUUUCUACUCUCUUAGUAAAAUGUUUUCUACACUGUUAGUGCAGCUUAUGCCCUGCUUGCUAAAAGUCUCCACUAGUAUCACCCCCAGGGAUUCCUUAAUAUGAUGCCAGAGCAUCACAGGGCCAAUUGUAUUGACUACAUUUUCUUAUUUUCUGUAUCCUUGAUACUCUGGCAUUUGGAUCCUUGAUCGAUCCUGGUGACACUGCCCCUUCCAGAACUAAUUCCCAGAGAUAGCAAAGGACUCCCCUGGAAGCAUGCCUUUAAUAUACAAGACAACCAGUCCAGAGUCCACACCCCCAACCAUCUCCUUCAUCAAAUUCUCACACGCCAAGCCAGUAUUCCCCUUGCCCUAAAUCACCCCAGAGCCAGGUACCAGACAGCUAGGAACCACUCCUGUAGCCCAGUCUACUGAAAUUAUUCAAAAUAUCCAAUCCCAAACUUACUCAGUGUACCUGCCCUGCCUCGUCCAUUCCUUCCCACAAAAAAUGUUAAUAAAGACUCUAGGCCAUGCUGCACCCUCUCCCUCUCUGCCUCCUGACUGAUCCUGGUCCUUCCCCGUGUGGCUCUUCAUGGCAUGGUGUGCCAUGCUUCCUGGUUCUAGGGAUAUUUGAGUACAAACUGUCCUUCAUUUCCAUGUCUGCGUGUCUUAGAAGAAAUCCCAGCUACAAACACUAAGUCAUUCUUUUUAUUAACUUUGCAAUACUCCACCUUGUGAAUGCACCACCAUUUGCUUCCAGCCAUUCCCCUGUUUAGGGCCACAUGUACAGUGGUAAAGAUUGUGAACUGCACUAUAUCUUCCUUAGGUAAUGUAUUUGGGUGAUACACUUUAGUUAUUGAAUAUCAUCUUUUCCUCUGGCAGAGGAAAUGGUAAUUUUGCUGGGUAGGAUUCUUGGGUUGUAGUCCUUUUCUUUCAUUAGCCUGUAACUAUUACGUCCACUGUCUUCUAGCUUCUAUUAUUGCAGACUAGGAUUUUAUAAUAAAACCAGUUUGAUUUUUUUCCCCUUUGUGGGGAACUCAUUCUUUAUAGCUAAAAGCUUGUCAACUGUGAGGGUUUUGUUUUCUUUUUUUCUUUUUAUCCUUAGAGUUCCUUAAUUUUAUCAGAUGUCUGAUAAGUCUACCCCUCCCCCCUCACUUCCUGGACCUCUUGUGAGCUCUUUCAAUCUGAAGCCUUAAGCCUUCUCUCAGCUCAGGAAUAUUUUCUUCUAAUAUUUGUUUAAUUGUUGCUUCUCCUCUUUUUUUUUUUUCUUCUCUGCAUGACCUAAUAAUUGCAUGUGAAGUCUACUCUACUCUCUCCUUCAUAGUCUUAUCUUAUCCUUCCUGCUCACCUUUUUUUUUUUUUUUUUUUUUUUAAUCCUAGAACAGUUCCUGCUACUUAGUAAGUGCUCAGUAAAUACUUGUUUUGUGGUUUCUAUUCUGUACUUCGAGAUUUUGCACUUGACCUGUGAGGUCACUAAUUCAGGCCUGACUGUGAUCAUCAGGAGAGACUUUAAUUAUUGUUUUAUUCUCCUCCCCACCCUACACCUUUGUUUUGUUUUGUUUUGUUUUUAAACACUUGGAGAAAUAGGAACAAUCUAUAGAGGCUUCUACUUGAAACUUUUUUUUAAUUGUUUCAUUCAAUUGGUAUUUGUCCAAUCUUAGUGACAGUAUAUAUCAAUGAACCUAUUACAAAGGUAGUAAUCACCUGCAGUUUCUCUCCAUUGCCUUUUACAUUUUACAGAUUUUCCUUCCAUAGUGACUUGGCUAACAGUAUAUGUCUUUUAGUCAUAUAAAGUGCUUGUAUCCUGCCAUAUUUCAAAGGACACAUAUGCCAGUUGUUUACUGCACCUCAAAUUGAUCCCAGUUUUAAAGUCAUUUAUGGUACACCUGUGAAAUGCCUAGUUUUUAAAAAUAUAUAGAAUGAAUAAACACACAUGUUUUAUUGACAUAGCCCUAAAUCUAUGUUUUAACAGGAAGUCCAAAAACAGCAUCAUAGAUAAGCUUUUUAUAUUUCCUGCCAAGUCUUUUCUUUACAAUUAAUUGAGGAAAUACCUUAAUAGAGAAAAAAAAAAAGAUAUCUUCAGCUGAAGCAUUCUUUCUCUUCAGUUUAUACUAAAAAGCCCCAUUUAAACUAGAUAAAAACCUUUAAAGAAAGCUCUGAAGACAAACCCUUAAACUGUAAAAGUUGUAUUAACAGAUAGAAAUAACCUCAAAAUGAAGACUCUUCAGUAAAGAACACAAAGGUAUAGAGAGCCUACUAUUGAUAAGACACUAGAAAACAAAAACCUUUAGCUCUGUUAUUUAAAGUCUCAGUGAGACAAUAAUAAAACCAGUUUGUCUCAACAAACUAAUCUCAAUUAUCUUUCAAAGAAAAGUCACUAAACCUAAUGGCUGCAUAGUUCUAACUCAUACUUCAUUACUGUU